CGCGAUGUAUUCCCUUAUCGAUACUCUGUGACCGGGCUCCCACCGAUUGGUCUGUGUCCCGCCAACAUCCCUACGUGUGGACGGGAAGUCGGAGGAUAACUGUGGGAGUACCUAAUGUACCUGCCCGCGUUCUGUGGGCAGGCGUGUACCUACGUAGGGUACCCGAUGCACCCCACCACGCCGCCCACCACCGUAGAUUUAUACCUACCUGCGGUGACGUUUUCAGGCCCUCAAAGAGGUAAAUAAUGCAUUUGGUACAUCCCUACCCACAACAGUCCCGAUUCCGUCGCAAUAUUAUCGUGGUUAUUACUCAAGCUGCGUCCGACCUCGAGAUCGCAUGCUUCGAGGGAAAUCGAGAUGGAAUUGGCAUUCCACGGCGAACGAACGUCUGCCCCAACUCGACGCACCAACCUCACAACCCCUUCGCCGAGACCCGCGCGCCCGGCGGUAACCAGUACAAUUCGAAGAUGGCCUUGCUGAAGCCUAUUCCUCCUCUAUACACCGUGUACAUAUUACGUUCAACCGUCCGCAACAGCUCGCUCUAUAUCGGAUCCACGCCCAAUCCGCCUCGCCGGCUGAAGCAGCACAAUGGCGACGUCCCAGGCGGCGCGGCGCGUACAUCGCGAACCAAGCUGAGACCGUGGGAGAUGGUUGGCCUCGUCUCCGGGUUUCCUGGGAUGGUGGCUGCCUUGAAAUUCGAAUGGGCCCUCAACAACUCUCACAUAUCCUCGCACAUCCCGUCUUCGUCCCGGAUCACGGUCUGGACCUCGAGGAAGCGGAACGGCAUGCCUAAGCGCCCGAGGCACAACUUGGCCUUGAUCGUCUCCAACAUCCACCUCCUCCUGCGCGUCCCCAGCUUCUCGCGGUGGCCGCUGAGCGUGCAUUUUUUCGCCCGUGACGCGCACGCGACGUGGAAGGAGUGGUGCAGCGCCGCGGACGAACCCCUCCGGAAAACGAUCCGCGUUAUGACGGAUUUCGGCCCCCCGCGCCGGCGUGCGAAGAGGUCGAGAAGCCCCGACCCCGGCGACGGGGAGUCGGAGCCGCUUUGGGGCAUCCACGCCCUACCACUGGAUUACGCCCCGAUGAAGGAUUACGUAGCGAAGACCCAAUCGCUGUACGACUUCGAGCGGGAGGGGGACUGCGUGGUGUGCGGAGAGCACCUCGAGCCCGGCGGCGGCCUGUAUGCGACGUGCCCAAAUGCCGGCUGCGAGGGUACGGGCCACGUAACCUGCUGGAGCAGGCACAUGCUCGGGAGGGAGGCCGAGAAGCAGAUCCUCCCCAUAUCCGGCCACUGCCCCGAAUGCAAGGGGCCAGUCGUAUGGGGCGAUCUCAUGAGGGAGAUGAGCCUCAGGAUACGGGACCCCAAGGAGAUUGAUAAGCUCCUCCGCAAGAAGCCGAGGAAAAAGCGAGCGACGCGGGCCGAGUCUACGACCUAAGCCUGCGCUAUUUAGGAAUGCGGGAAUGCCUACCGGGAAACAGUGCAGUCACCGUGCAGGACCGCGCACGACAGCGUAGCGCUCUCACGCCGCAGUUGGAUACUACCUCAGCAUCGCGAGUAGUGGGUGACAUUAGGUAGCGAGACGUCGAUGAUAGUCGACCGGAUCAAGCUCAGGUUAGGGCGAGCUAGUUCCCUGUGCUACGUACGUGAUAUUUUCUAGGGAUACGAGUGUAUAGACAACGUUUCUCCUUCGGCUUAC
This is a messenger RNA of Durotheca rogersii, 1697 nucleotides long. RefSeq lists its product as uncharacterized. Gene Ontology annotation, molecular function: 5'-flap endonuclease activity; crossover junction DNA endonuclease activity. Gene Ontology annotation, biological process: double-strand break repair via homologous recombination. The transcript has 2 exons. The record is from RefSeq and is a predicted model, not a curated record. Gene Ontology annotation, cellular component: Slx1-Slx4 complex. The coding region runs from base 246 to 1436 and encodes 396 amino acids. Lineage: Eukaryota; Fungi; Ascomycota; Sordariomycetes; Xylariales; Xylariaceae.